UUGUUGUAUCUUGUUCGAGAAAGUGCAGCUCAAAGCGCUGGAUGGAAUAUUUGGCCUAAAUUGUUUAGCUGGCAGAAUUUUGCGUCAGCAGCACAGUGAGCUAAAUAUACCCAGCAGUGUUAAAUAAGGGCAUGUAGCAGCUCAGGAAAGCCCAGUGUAAUACGAGCCAGACGAGCAGACACAAGUCCGAAACCAAAUAGAGUACAUUGUCUCACUACAAAAAUACACCCAUGACUGGAAGGGAAACUAUUCCUCUGUGACAUGCGAUCUUCCGGAAUUUCCCACAUAUCUACAGGACUGUAAAGUUCAGUAUGACCAUAAAUUGUGACGUCUGUGGGAUUCUGGCCAGUUUAUGCAUGCAGGGUAUGACGACUCAGUUUAAAGGAAACAAGACUUUAAAGGUUAAGAAGGAGGUGGGUGAGAAUGCUCCGGCCCUCUGUGAUGACGAGCUGGUGGCCAUGUCGGUGCGUGAGCUCAACACACACCUGCGUGGGCUGACCAAGGAGGAUGUGGUGCGGCUGAAGCAGCGGCGGAGGACCCUGAAGAACCGGGGCUACGCCGCCAGCUGCCGCAUCAAGCGGGUCACCCAGAAGGAGGAGCUGGAGAGGCAGAAGCAGGAUCUGCAACAGGAGGUAGACAAGCUGGCCCGGGAGAACGCCAGCAUGAGGCUGGAGCUGGACGCCCUGCGCGCCAAGUAUGAGGCCCUGCAGUGCUUUGCCCGGACUGUCACCUGCGGGCCUCUCUCACCAGGCAAGGUGGCCACCACCAGUGUCAUCACCAUCAUCAAGUCUACAAACAACCACAACUCCAGCCCAACCUCCUUCUCAGCUCCCUCCUAGUUGUGACAGAACUGAGCUCUCGUCUCCCCGUCCUUACCUGUUUCGACCCGAUCCAGCCUGAAACCAAUUGCACCUGACCCAUGCUGAGAGGAAGCUCAGUAAUUAGACUGAGGGAAGGGGGUGGGGUGGCCACUAGCUCUGUGUGAUGAUAACAACAUGAUGCUGCAUUCAUUCUCUACUCUCUUUCUCUCACAUAUUGUACACAAUCUACAUUGUCUGUGCACUGUGCUACAACCGCCCCAGCACCGGCCGGGCAUUGGGCCUCUCUGACCCUCUCUCCUUGACUGAUGGCAGAGAUUAGCUCAUACUACAGUGUGAGUGGAUACUUGAUAUUAUACCCCGCGAUGGCAGCACUGGUCUGAGACAGCUCUGAUGCCUGUGGUAUCUUGCAUUUACAGAGUAUAAAGUAAUAUAUAUUAUUGUAAUAAUUACCGUAUUAAUACAUUAUAAACAUUUAAAAUAACAAACAAACAAAUGCUGAUCUAAGCCUAAAAGCCUUCUUUCUUCUGUAUAUGAAAGCAUAUACUAAUGUCACAAUGAAAAUUGAGGCAUUGAAGCUUUUGCCUUAAACUGAUCUCGGAAUGAUCUCUCAGUAAUAUUCAUUUUUUUUGUCACUCUCAUAAAGUAUGUUCAAUAUUUUAAGCUUUAAUAUUUCCAAUUUCAAGGGCAGCUUGAAAACUGACCAAGCAUGUUUAGCUGGAUGAACCAGGCCCUUUUGACAUUGGAAAACUUUAUCUGGUUUAGACUGUAGAUUAGACUUGCAGGUAUAUAGCAUUAUAGCAUAGCCUACAUAAAAGAAUACAAACAUACUCAUGGGUUAUCCUCCUUACAGCUGUGAGGAACUAAAUCUACAGUACAAGUCAAAUACAAAUUAGGCUACAUCCGACAAAUGACAGAUCAUUGAACGGCACUUACUAUUAAACUGUUAGAUCGCGGUGUAAAAGUACCAACCUCACUUGGUUUGCAAAUGUUAAAUCAUAUAGCUGCAAAUUUACACCUAAAAUCAUAGGACACCUGAAGCAUCUUUUUGGGAAAUACCGCAGUCCAUUCGUGUAUUACUUUAGCAAUGGGAGAUUGUAUGAUGCUGAUCAUAGUUUGUGGUCUAUCCCAGAAUUGCUAAAGUUGCAGCUAGUUUAUAACUAUUGCCAAGGGUGGCAUAUUUAUUUUAUGAUAAUAAGACAAGCACUUACCUACGAUCUUUUGCCUCUGAACUUUCCUCCCCAUGCUAUGCCAUAUUUCAUGGUAGGUAAUCCAUAUUGGAUGUAGUGAUAAUGGGAGCUGCCUUGACAAAAUGAAAUGCAAUUCAAUGAAUUCCUGUAUAUUACAGACUUAAGCUAGACCCUCUAUUUUAGUUUCAAUGCAAGAUAAGGAAAAUGGAAGAUCAACUGCCUCCUGUCACUUUACAUUGAGAACUCUGCCCUCUUAGAAAUCAUUCCUACUGUUGGAUUGUCUGAAAGUGCUGCUGCCGGUGUUGGUAACUCUCUGAAACAGUAGACAUUGAACACAAGUGCUUUCGACACAGACUCUUGGGUAAGAGGAAUCCCGGCAUAAAACUCAAGAGAAAAAAAACUCUAGGAAUGGUGUCACGACCAAAUCCAAGUGUUACCCAUAAACAAGCACAGGUUAAGUAUGCUUUUUGAAGGGUCUAAGUUUCAGUUCUAGAUAAUUAUCUAGAAUCUAUAGUUUUUGCAUUUCAGCCCUUAUCGAAGUUAGUCACGAGUGAAGUCUAGAGUUGGCUCUUGUCAAGGUUUUCUCUUACCCUAGUGUACAUGAUUUUUCCUCUUCCCCUGUUUCUUAGCUGUAAAGAUCACGAAGGGGGACUUUGCUGCUGCAUGGCCCUCUGCUAUUUCAGGCAGGGCCAUUGCUGUGCUCUUAUCAUUCUCAUCUUGUGUUUUCAUUUGGUAUAUUUGUUAUUACACUUUAAUUCCCAUGUCUUUUAUAUAUGUGUGUGUAUUUUUCUAUAAUUGUUGCUUUAUUAUAGGUAUAUUAAAUACCUGGGAGUGGUGUGAUCUUGUAAUCGUCCCCUGACGUAAAAUUAUUCUUAUUUUCUGGCCUAUCUCAGCAGGAUAGUUCAAUUAUUAUCUAUAGCAUCGAUUAAAUCAUAAGGAAUCUAUUCUGCUGACUUUAUAGUUGUAUUUGUGUCUUCUUAAUGUCAGUUCAUAAAUAUUACCUGCAAACUACCCUCGGCUAGUCUGCAAAUUAGGCUGUCUGUGUUUACAGUCAUGCCUGUUUUAGAGUAGGUGGAUUGGGUAUAUUUUGAUAGGAAAGACUUACUUUGGUAGCUAAUUGCCAUAUGCCCACAUGCUAUUAUAAGGAAGAUACGUUUGUAUCACAUUGCUAAACUCCAAGACUUUCGAAGUUUGAGUUGAUGCUUUUGUGACAGCUAUGAAACAGAUACAAGUAUUACAAUUUGGAGGAGAAUAUACAGCAGAAUGCAAGUUAUGAAAUUACAGGUGAGGUGAAAACACUUGAAUUAUUUAGCACCCUUUUCUGAGCUUUACAGUGACCUCUGCUGGUACAUGCUGUGAAUAAGCACAUUAUUAUUGAUCAAAUUGUUUUGGAGACUUUUGCAGUCCACUUGCAUAUCAAUUUAUAAAACUUUUAUGCGUUAGUUAUUGCUUUCAAUUUCAUUCAAUUCUGUUCUAAACAAAGCCACAAUACUGUCUGACUCAAAUUUGAGUGCAAACAUAUACUUUUGUGUCAAAAUAAACAUCUAACGAAGUAGAUGCA
Molecule: messenger RNA, 3569 nt
Organism: Oncorhynchus mykiss (rainbow trout)
Lineage: Eukaryota; Metazoa; Chordata; Actinopteri; Salmoniformes; Salmonidae
Source: RefSeq, a predicted model, not a curated record